This is a messenger RNA of Eupeodes corollae, 2949 nucleotides long. RefSeq lists its product as uncharacterized. Bases 1 to 2949 code for a protein of 982 amino acids. Gene Ontology annotation, biological process: proteolysis. Lineage: Eukaryota; Metazoa; Arthropoda; Insecta; Diptera; Syrphidae. The record is from RefSeq and is a predicted model, not a curated record. Gene Ontology annotation, molecular function: aspartic-type endopeptidase activity. The transcript is spliced from 3 exons.
AUGGAAGCAGCGGAGUUAAAGGAGCUACUCAGACAACAGGAAAAUUUUCUGAAGUCUUUAAUGAUCAGUCAAAGAGAAUGGAUGGAAAAAGUGACGAAGCCAGGAAUGGUUAUGGAUGGCUCGGGUAGACUUGCAUCAAAUACACCUGCGCCUCCACCUUUUCAUCAAUACCAGAAAGAGAAGCAUCACUGGGAAUCAUAUUUGAAGCAACUAGAGCAACAUUUUUCGGCAUAUUCGGUAGAGGAAGACCAGCAAAAAAGGGCGUUCCUUCUUUCAUGGGUAGGUUCUGAGAUUUUUGAAUUGGCUCAAAAAUUACUUGGGGACAAAUUAGAGGAUCUGUCAUUUAAGGUUAUCACAGAUAAAUUGUCUGAACAUUUUAAACGCAACGUUCACAUAUUGGCAGCUCGAUAUGAGUUUUUUCAGGCGAAAAUGGGGGAAGGCCAAAGCUAUGCAGACUUGGUAGCUGAGCUACGUGGCUUAUCCCGCAAUUGUAAGUAUAUCUGUUCCAAACCAGAAUGCAAGCAAGAAUUUGUUGAUGAACUGCUGCGGGAUACGAUAGUCAUCAAUACUCCCCACGAUGCUGUCCGUACGGCAGCUCUCCAAAAGCCAAACCCUACUCUGGAAGAUGUACUUUUGAUAGCAGAAUCUUAUGAAGCCACGAAAAACACAGUAAGUGUGCUUAAAAAUGUAAAAGGGCAAAGUACUCAACAGCAAGAAAUUUUUCGUAUAGACGCAAAAAAAACGCGUAAAAAUCGUCCAAAGAGUGAAGUUGCAACGAUGGACAGUCACAUGAUCGAUUUUAUUAACGUGGUAGAUUUAGACAAUCAAAGUGAAACGGCACACGAUACGAAUGUUUUGCAAAGUCAGCCAGUCCGAAAAGGCAAUAAAAUGAUUUUAAAACUUAAAAUAAAUGAUCGGUUUAUGGAUUUCUUAGUGGAUACUGGGGCUUCAUGCUCCAUGGUUAGCAGAGAGCAAUUUAGACAGUUGCAAUGUAACCAGCUGCAGCCGGCAGGCAUUGUUCUUAAGGCGUAUGGUGACAUUACAGUGCCCGUGCUUGGAAAAGCAUUCGUCAAUGUGGAAUACGACUCGAUUAAAAUGGUGCUACCUCUCAUUGUGACUGAUGUUAAAGCGGCUAAUAAUAUUCUCGGCAUAGACUGGCUAGACUCAUUUGGGCUUAAUAUGAAGCAAGAGGUAGUAUAUAAUAUAUCUAACGUCACGUUAACAUCGAAGAUGGAUUCGUUUAAGCAGGAAGUGGAGCGCCUUGUGUCAGAAGGAAUUUGGAAACCAAUUAAGUUUAGUAAUUGGGCAGCACCAGUCGUCGUGGUACCAAAGAGUGACGGGCGAGUACGAAUCUGUGGGGACUUCAAAGCUUUAAAUGCGCAGUUAGAAGUAGAACAUGCGCUUAUACCGAGAGUAGAAGAGAUGUUAUACAAGGUGCGAGGUGGCAAAUUUUUUGCAAAAAUUGAUCUGUCGGACGCUUACCUCCAGGUUGAGCUGGAUGAUGAAUCGAAGGAGUUUAUGGUCGUCAACACAGUCAUGGGAUUGUACCAGUGUCAGAGGUUGCCGUUUGGAGUUGCUAGUGCGCCGGCAAUAUUCCAAAGAUUAGUUGAACAGGUAAUUGCGGGGGUUCGCCAGUGUGGGAACUAUAUUGAUGAUAUAAUUGUGGCAGCCGAAACCACUCAUGAGUUCUUGGACACUUUACGCGAAAUUUUUGAAAGGCUUAAGUCAUAUGGUCUGGUUUGCAAGCGUGAAAAAUGUAUUUUGUUGGAGACAGAAAUUGAAUUUCUAGGCCACAUCAUUAGUGAGACAGGUAUUAGACCUUCAGAUUCCAAGGUUAUCGCGAUUAAAGAAUUGCCACGUCCAACUAACGUGAAAGAUGUACAGGCUUUCAUGGGGAAAGUCAAUUAUUAUAAUAAAUUCAUUAAAAACUUAUCUCAAAUCAGUGCCCCUUUAAAUAUACUCCGCAGGAAUGAUACAGCGUUUGUGUGGCGGAAAGAGCAAGAGUCAGCAUUUCAAUAUUUAAAAUCACAACUAGUGGACGCAACGAGGCUAUCUCAUUUCCGUGACGAUUUGCCUAUAAUUCUGGCUACGGACGCAUCCUCUCAUGGCAUAGGAGCCGUCAUUUCUCAUGUGCUUCCCAAUGGAUCGGAAGUGCCGAUUGCACACGCUUCAAAAACUUUGUACAUACAUCAAAAACGGUAUAGUCAGAUAGAGAAGGAGGCCCUCUCUAUCAUAUACGGGGUGCAGAAGUUUAAUCAGUAUCUUUACGGUCGACAUUUUAUUUUGUAUACGGACCAUAAGCCGCUGGUCUCAAUAUUUAACCCUGAAAAAAAUUUACCUGUCUUUACAGCUCAAAGAUUGCAGCGCUGGGCUUUGUUCUUGAUGGGUUAUCAAUAUAGCAUCAGAUACAAGCCUACAAGUAAACAUGGAAACGCAGACGCGUUGUCGCGGUUACCAAUGGGCCAGGAUGAGCAAUUUGAUGCAAGCGAAAACUCCUGUCUGCAUGUUCAAUUUGAUGAAGUGAUUGAAGCGUUUCCAGUGGAUGCCAAGCAAAUAGCCAGUGCCACAGCCGUAGAUCCCGUUCUAUCCAAAGUACUCAAGUUUUUACGCCACGGCUGGCCGGACUCAUCAAAGCUUAUAGAUAAACAGUUGAAACCUUAUUUUGACCGAAGAUAUUCUCUUCUCAUAGAAAAUAAUAUUAUUUUACUUCAGGCUGAGCACGUUCGCGUCGUUGUUCCAGCAUCGCAGCAGCCAAAUGUGUUGAAGCUCCUCCACGAUGGACACUGGGGGAUCACAAGAAUGAAACAGCUAUCCAGGAGAUAUUGCUGGUGGCCAUUUAUAGACAAGGCCAUAACCGAACGUGCAGCAAAAUGCAUACAAUGUCAGGAAACAAGCAGUAGCCCAAGGAAGGAGUAUUCGUCGUGGCCGUCACCUGAUCAUGCAUGGUAG